Pelagomonas calceolata is the source of this 342-nucleotide messenger RNA. NCBI's taxonomy places the organism in Eukaryota, Pelagophyceae, Pelagomonadales, Pelagomonadaceae. The record is from the annotation of a GenBank genome assembly.
GCGGCCGCGCCGCCGCUGCGUGCGGUCGCCGCACCGCGACCGCGACGCCGACGCGGCGCUGGGCCACGCGAUCGCCCGCGCGGAAAGUCCACGCCAUCGACGCGACGUCUGCGGGUCCCUCUCACCGCAAAAAAACACACAGGCGAUCGCGCUCUCGUAUGCCCAGGGCCCGGGCGCGUGGGGCGCCAACGAAAUCAUCAUGCCGGACGGCGCGCGCUUCUCGAUGCUCGAGGCCGACCCCAUGAAGCUCACGUACUACUGACUCUCUUCCUCCCUCCCCGUGUACUAAGGCACUCAUUUCUUACGUCGCCGCCGCCCCGGGAGCGGCUCGUCAUCAACUGA